Pygoscelis adeliae (Adelie penguin) is the source of this 1874-nucleotide messenger RNA. It is a transcript of the gene FAF2, whose product is annotated as Fas associated factor family member 2. NCBI's taxonomy places the organism in Eukaryota, Metazoa, Chordata, Aves, Sphenisciformes, Spheniscidae. The transcript is spliced from 10 exons. Gene Ontology annotation, molecular function: ubiquitin binding. Gene Ontology annotation, cellular component: endoplasmic reticulum. The record is from RefSeq and is a predicted model, not a curated record. Bases 18 to 1271 code for a protein of 417 amino acids.
UGACGGGCAUAGAGUCCAUGGACCAAUGUCGUCACACACUGGAGCAGCACAACUGGAACAUAGAGGCAGCUGUACAGGACCGACUGAAUGAGCAAGAGGGUGUCCCAAGUGUCUUUAAUCCUCCUCCAUCGCGGCCGUUGCAGGUCAAUACAGCCGACCACAGGAUCUACAGCUACGUUGUCUCAAGGCCACAGCCAAGGGGCCUGUUAGGAUGGGGUUACUACUUCAUAAUGCUUCCAUUCCGAUUUACCUAUUACACAUUACUUGAUAUCUUUAGGUUUGCUCUGCGUUUUAUACGCGCUGAUCCUCGUAGUCGGGUCACUGACCCAGUGGGUGACAUUAUUUCGUUUAUUCAUAUGUUUGAGGAAAAGUAUGGGAGAAUACAUCCUGUCUUCUACCAGGGAACUUACAGCCAGGCACUGAAUGAUGCCAAGCGGGAGCUGCGCUUCCUGUUGGUUUAUCUUCAUGGAGAUGACCACCAAGACACAGAUGAAUUCUGCCGCAAUACACUGUGCGUACCUGAGGUGAUCACCCUCAUAAACACUAGAAUGCUCUUCUGGGCUUGCUCAACCAAUAAACCAGAGGGAUACAGAGUCUCCCAGGCUCUGCGAGAGAACACGUACCCAUUCCUGGCCGUGAUUAUGCUGAAGGAUCGUAGAAUGACGGUAGUGGGGCGCCUAGAAGGCCUCAUCCAGGCUGAUGACCUCAUUAAUCAACUGAUGUUCAUCAUGGAUGCCAACCAGACGUACCUGGUGUCUGAACGCCUGGAAAGGGAAGAGAGGAACCAAACCCAAGUUCUGAGGCAGCAGCAGGACGAGGCAUAUCUGGCAUCCUUGCGUGCGGACCAGGAAAAGGAGCGCAAGAAGAAGGAGGAACGGGAGAGGAAGAAGAAGAAGGAGGAGGAAGUGCAGCAGCAAAAACUAGCAGAGGAGAGGCGGCGACAGACACUGCAGGAGGAGAAGGAGCGGAAGUCCGAAUGCCUCCCACCUGAACCACAUCCCGAUGACCCAGAGAGUGUUAAGAUCAUUUUCAAGCUGCCUAACGAUUCCAGAGUGGAGCGGCGAUUCCACUUCACACAGUCAUUGACGGUGAUCCAUGACUUCUUGUUCUCCUUGAAAGAAAGUCCUGAAAAGUUCCAGAUUGAGGCCAACUUCCCUCGCCGUGUCCUGCCCUGCCUCCCUACAGAGGAGUGGCCCAACCCACCCACGCUGCAGGAGGCCGGACUCAGCCACACGGAAGUCCUCUUUGUGCAGGACCUCACGGACGAUUGACACUUUUCCAGAAGACACAAAAUGGAAAGAGAAAUUCAUAUUAUUAUAAUAUACAAUAUUUUUUUUAAGACUGCGUACAAACGAGGGAUCAGAGACCACAUCGCCUGUGCCAGCUGUGCUGUGUGUGUGCGCUGGCGAGAGGAAGUGUGUGCACGUCCUCACACACCCAUGUACACAGCCAUCCCCUACACUUGGAGGGCAGAGAGGGAGGGGAGCUGGUGUUGCCCCUCCGCCCUCCCUGGAGAGGAACAGGAAUGGCAGCUCUCAGUAAUUAUUGCUUUUAUUGACGACGAUAAUAAUAAAACCCCAACAACCUGACACCUUGUGAAGAUUUGAUACUCUGCUGCUCUUGACAGCCAGAAGACCGGGCACCUGAAUGUGCUGGGAGUGGGGUGGGAGGGAAGGGCUGGACAGAAUCUCUUCAGCUUCCCUCUGUGUAUAAAUAUCUUUCUUUUAAUAUUUCUCUUGCUUUGUAAUGACCAAAGGAGAAUGGGGUUGACUAUAGUAUUAACUUUUUGAUAAAGAGCUGGUUCAAUUCUUACCUGUGUGGGGUCUUGCCCAGGGUUCUUAGCCUGCGUAGUGUAAUAAACUCUGCCUCUAGCA